AUUAUGUUCGGUCUCUAUAUCGACGUGUUUUUCUUUGUAAUGUCGAUUCAAUAGUAUAUUUUUAGAAGCUCUCUGUAAUUUAUAUUUUCUAGCUCAUCAUUCGAAGAAAUCAAUUAACUUUCGUUACUUUUAUUGAUUUUUCUAAAGAACGACUACUACAUUGUAACAAAAGUGCUCUAAGAAUUGAAUAAAUUAAUAACAAAAUUAUAUUACUUGAAAAAAUCAAAUGAUAUUUAUGUUAUACAUAACACGUAUCGAUUGGUAAUAUAGAAAUCUAUUGUGUAACCCUGGUCGGUAGAAUCAGAAUUUAUUAUUAAAAACUGAGUUAAUGUAUCAGUGAGAAUUAAAGAGAAAAAAAGAAAAAAAAAAAAGUUGUAAAUACUUUCUAAUUGGAUUGGCUCGCAAAUUUGUUAUCUCUUUAUUAUUUCUAACGAGCCAAUCAUUUUUCAUCAUUGUAAAUCAAUAGACCAAUAGAAUGUGACCUUUGCGUUGGAUUCAUAUCACCUGGAUUUAUUCAAAAUUCAAAAUAUUUUAUAUUUAUCUCAGAAUACAUUGAUUCUCGUUAUCAGUGUGAUAAUUCGAUCGAUCCUUUAUAGAUUAUUUUUUUCUUUUUGUUACUUAAUACUUAAAAUUAAUAUCUCGGGAAUAUUCUAACGAAGUGUACACGUACAAACUGCGAAUAAAACAGCUGAUUUACUAUGUGUUGGUUAAUAGUAUUCUCUAUGUAUUUGUGAGUGUAUAUGGAAAAAAAAAUUAUUACGUAUUUAAUCAAUUAUUUGUAUGAAGAAAUCGAUAAUAUGAUAACUUUAUAAUACUUCACGGUUUCACGGUUAUAACGUAUAAAUGUAGAUAUGCUGAAACCAAAUAUUUUUUUUUUCUUUUUAAAUAAUAACGAAUAAACAGUUUCAUGAAUCACAGAUAAGGAUAUAUCUGAAAUAUUAUUGACCUUUAUUUUAAACAUACGUAAAGUGUUUUUAUUCGAUAAUCGUGUAAUAUUAAUAAAAUAAAAGUUUCAAGUUAUUGUCAAUUGAAAUAUAUCAGAUGUUAAAACACUUUCGUUUUUAUUUCUUUUCAUUAUGAUACUACACUCAAAGUUUUUUUAUAAUGCAAGACGAAGAUCUGAAAUAAUAUUGUCUAGAUUAUUUUUAACUGAUCAAGUUAAUGCUUAUAAGCAUACCUUUCAUCAAAAAGACAAAACAUAUGCAAAUGAAAAAGAAUUUAAAAAUUACUUUAACAUAAAAUAUGUAAUCGGUUUUGUGAUAACUGGUUCACUUUUAGGUAUAUAUUUUUAUAAUUUAUCCCAAAAACAAAUACAGACAUUUAAACAAACUAACGAUAUUGAAUGUGGAAAUUUAAGAAAAGAUCUUAAAACUUAUACGUUAGAAGAAGUGGGAAAACAUUAUAAUAAAGAAAAUCAUAUUUGGGUAACUUAUAAAGAAGGCGUAUAUGAUAUUACGAAUUUUGUCGAGCAACAUCCUGGUGGUUCUUCUAAAAUCAUGAUGGCAGCUGGAAGCUCGAUAGAACCAUUUUGGUUGAUUUUUGCUAAUCAUAAUACACCAGAAAUAUACGCUCUUUUAGAAUCUAUGAGAAUUGGUAAUAUAUCUAAAACAGAUGCCAAGUCUAAUAUUAGCGAUUUAAAUGAUCCAUAUGCGAAAGAACCUUCUCGACAUAGAGCUUUAAAGAUCAAUGGUCAUAAGCCAUUUUGUGCAGAAACACCGUCUUCUUUAUUAAUUGAAAGCUUUAAUACACCGGCAGAUCUUUUUUAUGUUAGAAAUCAUCUACCUGUUCCUGAGAUAGAUUUAAAAACUUACACAGUAGAAAUAGCUAUAGAAGAAGAUACAAAAAAAACUAUAGAUUUUGAAGGAAUAAAGAAAUAUCCAAAAUAUACAGUGACAAGUGCUAUAAUGUGUGGUGGAAAUAGACGUUCAGAAAUGGCAGAGGUAAAACCAUUAAAAGGUCUCAGUUGGGGUGUAGGUGCUGUUGGUAAUGCCACUUGGUCAGGAGCACGUUUGUGUGAUAUAUUAAAAGAUUUAGGAAUAAAUGAAGAAGAUUAUGAUCACGUACAGUUUGAAGGUCAUGAUGUAGAUCCAUCGGGAAUGCCAUAUGGCGCAAGUAUUCCUAUUAGUAAAGCCAUGGAUCCUAGGGCAGAUGUAUUAUUGGCAUAUGAAAUGAAUGGGCAGCCUAUACCAAAAGAUCAUGGAUUUCCAAUUAGAGUAAUUGUUCCAGGAGUUGUAGGUGCGAGAAAUGUUAAAUGGCUUGACAAAAUAAUUAUUUCUAAGAUAGAGAGUCAAUCACAAUGGCAACAAGGUGAUUAUAAAGCUUUUUCUCCUAAUACUGAUUGGGAUAAUGUAGAUUUUUCAAAAGCACCAGCUAUACAAGAGAUGCCUGUCAUUUCUGCUAUUUGUAAGCCAGAACAAUCAGAACAAGUCAAAAUAAAAGAUGGCAAAAUAGAUGUUAAAGGAUAUGCAUGGUCAGGUGGAGGUCGGAAGAUAAUUAGAGUUGAUGUAACAUGUGAUAAAGGUAAUACUUGGCAUACUGCUGAUCUCAUAAAACAGGAUCUUAAUGCUAAAGAAGGUCGACAUUGGAGCUGGACAUUAUGGAGUAUUAAUCUUCCUGUUGAUACAAAAUUAAAGGAAGUAGAGAUUUGGUCUAAAGCCGUUGAUUCGUCUUAUAACGUUCAACCGGAAACAGUAAAAAAUAUUUGGAAUUUACGAGGUUUCUUGUGUAAUGCAUACCACAGAGUAAAAGUACAAUUAAAUUAAUACGUGACAUAGUAGUAUGAUUAUAAGAUACAAAAUUGUCUCUCUAAUUUUUAUGAAAUAAUUAAUACUUGUUUUGUAUUAUACAUGUAUUAUUAAUUAAUAAUUAUUAUAAAAAAUAAUUUCUAUCAAAA
Messenger RNA from Vespa crabro (European hornet), 2893 nucleotides. It is a transcript of the gene shop, whose product is annotated as sulfite oxidase, mitochondrial. Gene Ontology annotation, molecular function: molybdenum ion binding; oxidoreductase activity. The transcript is spliced from 7 exons. Bases 1077 to 2762 code for a protein of 561 amino acids. Gene Ontology annotation, cellular component: mitochondrion. The record is from RefSeq and is a predicted model, not a curated record. NCBI's taxonomy places the organism in Eukaryota, Metazoa, Arthropoda, Insecta, Hymenoptera, Vespidae.